Andrographis paniculata is the source of this 958-nucleotide messenger RNA. RefSeq lists its product as uncharacterized. The record is from RefSeq and is a predicted model, not a curated record. NCBI's taxonomy places the organism in Eukaryota, Viridiplantae, Streptophyta, Magnoliopsida, Lamiales, Acanthaceae. The transcript has 5 exons. Bases 158 to 634 code for a protein of 158 amino acids.
UAAUAUUAUAAAAUUGGGAAAUAAAUCUGCAGUUCGUCUCUCGCAGUCGUCUGUGGAAGUCGUUGUGGAAUUCCGAGGCGCCUAGGAUUUCUCUUCUCGGCGGUGUUCUCUGAAUCGCUGUCGUGCGCCGUCUCAAAAUCCAGCUAGAGGAGCGGAAAUGGCGUUCAUGUCGUUCCUCGGAAGGCUGCUGUUCGUCUCCGUGUUUAUUCUCUCCGCGUACCAAGAGUUCAACGAAUUCGGUGAUGAUGGUGGGCCUGCGGCAAAGCAUUUAAAGCCAAAAUUCAACGCUUUCACAAAGAAUGUCGCGAUUCACACUGGAUUCGAGCUGCCACGUGUUGAAAUGAAUCAUUUAAUACUUGGAGCCAUCGUCAUGAAGUCUCUUGGAAGCUUGCUUUUUGUCCUCGGGAGCUCUUUUGGAGCUUUUUUACUGCUCCUACAUCAAGCAAUUGCCGUGCUUAUCUUGUACGAUUUCUACAACUACGAUGCUGAUAAAAAGGAAUUCGCCCAACUCUUUCUCCAGUUCACACAGAACAUGGCCUUGUUCGGGGCGCUGCUUUUCUUCAUUGGCAUGAAGAACUCAAUGCCGAGGAGGUUGCCAAAAAAGAAGUCUCCUCCAAAAUCGAAAGCAAAUUAAGAGGACUGGAAACGGGUAAGUUAAUCUGCUAACAAUUUGAAUGUUCAUAUGUGACAUUUUCUGUGAGGUUGCUGUUGUGUUGUUGUCGGCAUUUGCUCUUUGGCUUUUCGAAUUUUCGAUUUUUUCGGUACCGAUGUCGAAUUAAUGGCAUUCGUUUUUGCUUUGUUCUCUUAAGUUAUAGUUUGGAUGUUGUGCAAAAUUUUGGGAUGGUAAUUUCUGGGAUGAUAAAUUAUUUAUUCGUGUUGGCAAUUGUACUAUUUUUGGGGUUAAAUUGAAUGGCUGUGAUUCAUGGUCGAGGAUCAUAUGCUGAAAUUUUAUUUUUCA